GCGAUGGAAAAUAACAGCUAGAGUAUACUAGUAUCCGGAUUCCUCCGCUUUCUAGGGUAAAUAGCUUGAUUUCCCGGGAACGGAAGUUUCCUAUCCCUUUCAUUUACUCUAAUAUCUAUGGGUUUACCUUGUUCUAAAAAUAGUAAACUCAUUAAGCUAUGCAGGCUACAGUGAUUUUAAUUAAAUGCGUGGGUGUUUCGCGCUCCUACCCGGUACCCUUCCCUUUUUCUUUCAUGAUAUGCUGAGUCAUGCUAUUACUGUAUACAGUAUUGUUGUUUGGGCUGCCUGGUUAACUUUAAAGAUGGAGAAACGUAAAGUUCGAUCUGAAGUGAAACCCAAUAGUACCUCUUCUGCCAUUAAGAAGACAGAGUCUGUUAUUAAGGCAAUAUAUCUAGGCCUAAAGCAGUUUGACUGGAAGGCCAAGGUGGGGUCGGGGCGGCGUGAGCCGCGUGACGAGACAAACCAUUGGAAAGAACCAUGGAAGCAUAGAUGGAAGGCCGCAAAGUCUACUCUUGUCUCCUUGGUUUUUGUGGUAUCUGUCAGGCCAGAGCUGGAAGUAUCAUGCUAUUUGAGAAAAAAAAUUGAUAAUUCAACUGAUAUGACCAGGAGAAAGAAACAGGCACAAGUAGCAAUUUCGAAAAAAAAUUCUGAAAAUAAUCCAGAUAGCCAAAGAAAGAAAGAAACAAAUAAGUGGCAUAAGGAGCCAAUUAUGCAAAGUUGGAGAAAAAAUUUUGAAAAUAAUUCAACUAAUAAAUAUAUGAGAAAGAAACAAGCUUUUGAGGCAGAAGUAGAAAACAUUUCUGAAAAUAACCCAACUACUACUAAGGAUAAAAGAAAGACUCCAGUUAUAUCCCAAAGUGAUGGCAUUACUGCAGAUGAGCUUAAAUCGUUUCAAAAGGCUUCAAAAAUUGUAGACAGGAUAAAAUUAAGAAAUGGCAAUGUGACAGCUGAUAGCAAUCCUCAGACAGAUGGAUUGGCAACAAAGGAUAAAGGGAAAAAAGCAAAUAAUCAUUCUAUAAAAUCUUUGGGUGAAGUUUCUAGCAUAGAAGUAGAAGUUUUGAAUGAUACUUUAAACGUAUAUCAAGAACAUGAACAUGAAUUGAUCAAUAAACGAAUCAACUUACAAAAUUUGGAAGUACUAUUAGUCCAUUAUUAUACAAGGGAAGGUGAUGACUUGUAUGUUAAGCCAUUUUCUGAGAUGCCUAGCCGUGGUAGAUUGGAUGCAUCAGUGAAACGAUUAUUUACUAAAUUAGACACAUCAGGGGAUUUUUUGUUUCAACAGUUAAGUCAACAACAGCUGCAAAUUCAGUUUUAUGACCAACGUGCAUCUACUAGUUUUGAAUUUGAGUCAUACCAAUUGCAAAUAUCAACAUCAACAGCAACAUGGAAUUAUUGGACUAUUGUUCUCCAUAGUCAGAUUGAAAUUGGAUAUUUUAAUGGAAUUCCCACAUGCUCCUAUUUUUUGAUGCUCAAUAAUCAUCAAAACUCAAGUACUAAUUGCCAAUUAAUUACAGCUCUUCAGUCUUCUAGUGAAAUUGAUGGUGUGAUACCAUUUAUAGUAACUGGUGAUCAUCCUACCAAGGGCGUCAGUAAAAAGUCUAAAAGAUCUGAAGAUACUUUGCCUGAUAAUGGAGAAGAUUUGACAGCUCCUACAUGUCCUUCUAAUUCUGAUGAUCUAUUCAGACAAGGCAUUCAGUUUGAUCACAUAUCAUCUGAUCAUAGUACCUUACCAACUCAGCAAUCUCAAGCUACUCAUGAAGCCGAUGCACUUGUACAUGUACCUGUAUCUAAUCCACCAGAUGUUAAAACCCUGGAAACAUCAUCAUUAGAUGUUUCUUACAAAAGUGAUCCUUCUCAUCAGAUUAUUAUUCAAGAUACCAGUAUGUUAGCAUCAGUAGAUAAAUUAAUAUUCAAUAUUGAUGCAAAUUCUGAGUUGGGCAACAUUCUUUUUCAUUCUCAAAAGCAAUUGGAGGCCAUGAAUUAUGAAGAAAUGAAAUAUAUGCUUAGCCAGCAUGCGACCUCUUUAGCUAAAAGUUUUGAUGAGUCUGCGGCUGUCUUGUUUGCAGAGGGCCUUGCUUAUUUUAUGCUGAAAGAAUAUGAAGAGUCCUUUGAAAAGUUUAGAGAAGGAGAAGGUAUCCUUCAGAAAUUUGUUCGCUCAGAAAAUUCUUAUUAUUCUGAUGAGUUAAUAGUGUUCCUCAAAUAUAUGGGAGAUGCAGAGAGCAGUCAAGGGCACUACAAAUCAGCUCCAGAAUAUUAUGAGAGAGCCAUUGCUUUCCAUCAUGGUCGAUCAUCACAAUUGGAAGAAUUUUUUAAUCUAGAGAGUACAACCCUUUCUGCCAUGCUAUCAAAACUUGCUCUGUCUCUUCGUAAUGAUGAUCGUGUUGUUGAUUCUGAGAAAAGAUACAAACAAGCCAUGUCUUGUCCUGAUGCCACUCCUUCAGAUAUUAUAAUCGCUCGCACUGGUUUAGGUAAUCUCUUACACAGUCUUGGUAGCAAUGAAAAAGCUGUCCCGGAAUAUCUUGCUGCUAUAGACAUUGCUGAAGAGGAAAAGGAUUACCUCUCUCUUGCUUGGGCCCAUGGUAACCUAGGCAACACGUACCUAAGCUUAGGGAAGAGGGAAAAGGGUCUUAGCCACCUCCAGACCUCUCUUGAUCUCACUCUUGAGCAUGAUUUUGAUCCUUCCUCUAUUAGUCGUGCUCUCAAUAACCUUGGUACUGCCUAUCAGUCUUUGAAUGAGCUGGAUAAAGCUGAGUUAUAUUUUGAUCAAGCUCUCUCUCAAGCUAUUUAUGCUAGUGAUGUUGUGGGCCAAGCCAGAGCUUAUGGCAACAUUGGUAAUGUUUAUAUGUUGCUUAAAGAUUUCUUAAAAGCUAUUCCACACUACACUGAAGUCCUGAGGCUCAGCAGGGACAGGUCUACUGUGUAUGUAGCAUAUCAUAAUCGUGGCUGUGCUUUAUUUGAGUUAGCUGAAAAGAAGAAAGGUGAGCAAUACCAAUUCACUAAAAGAGGUGAGUUCCAGUUUAUUGCUAUUGGGCCUGAUACAGGGGAUAUGGAUUACAAGCACCAGCCAGAUGAAGAACUGGAUGAUCAUACUACUGAGUUGUACCAGCAGUCGCUGAAGGAUCUCAGAAAAGUCAUCAAGAAUGUGGAAUCAGCCUUUUCUAAUUCAAGUUCCAGCACUAUUGGUUUGGAUCUGUAUCUCUCUUUGUUUCACAUCAACGCCAAGACCUUCCAAAGAGCUCAAGACUGUGCCUUUAACCUCAGGGACCAUUAUCAGUCACUCACUAUUGCUGAGCAAGUCAGAGCCCGUACGCUUGGUGAGUUACUCCUCAAGCGCAAAUCACAUCAACUGCCUACUGCAUUCAGCACUCCUCUUAAUAUUGAUGCAAUCAAACUUGCAGUUGAAUUACUACCUGAUCCUUAUACUCCUGUGGUUGUACUCUCUUACACUGGCACUAGGCUACUGGUAUGGGUACUAGUAUUUGAUGGUAAGACAGUGUCAGUUAAUUCCUUUGAGCAGGAACCAGAUGAGGAGCUAUUUGGGAAGCAACUUGAUAUGUAUCUUCGAUAUGAGCUUGCUGAUGACCUCACUGGUAACAUUGACCUUUAUGGAGAGGAGGAAGAAAAAGAAGUUGAAGUUGAAAUUGAAGAGGAAGGAGAGAAGACUAAUGAAGAGAAGGAGAUUGAAAGUGACGAGGAAAAGAAGCAAGAAAGCGAUGAAGAGGAGAAAAAGGAAGUUGCUGAAAAAUAUAGCGACAACAUGGAUUCAAACAAGUUAGAUGAUAUUGAAAUUCUAACAAAAGCAACAGAGCCAGUAAAAAAAGAAAAAGGGGACAAAAGGAGUAGUCCUGCUAGAAAAAGAAAAAUCCUAUCUGAUCUUUACAAGAUGAUAGCUAAGCCAUUGGAAGCUAUACUCAAGGCAGUUAUACCAGAGCCUAUCCUUCACUCAAAAGGUCCUCACAAGCUGAUCUUAAUCCCUGACAAUAGCACCAAAAUGAUUCCAUUCAAUGCUCUACUAAAUGAGGAAGGAGGAGUUUAUUUUGGCGAUAAACAUACACUACAGUUUUUCCCUUCUCUCCUUUGUCUGGGUAUAAUGUCACAAGCUCCUCCUACAGUGAUACACAUCAAUGGAAACACAACUGGUGAUGUCCUCAUUGUUGGUGAUCCAUCCACACCAGCUUUCAAGUUUGAAGGAGAGGAUUGGACUCCAGGACCUUUGCCACACGCUAAGAAAGAAGCAGAAUGGGUUGGGCAUUAUAUGGGAACACCACCAUUGCUUGGGGGAGAGCCAACAAAAGAUGUAGUGUUAUCAAAACUGAGCCAAGCAAAAUUGAUUCAUUUAGCCACACAUGGCUCAGCUACUUAUGGGUUUGUUUUAUUAGCUGGUCAUUGUUAUGAUAGGCAAACAACGCUCACAUCAUCUCUUCGCUAUCAUGAAGAUGAGAAGAAGCUGUUGCUUUAUGCAAGUGAAAUUGAGUCUCUUCAUUUACAGUCUUGCCUUGUAAUACUCAGUUCUUGUGAUUCUGGCCGGGGGAAGUUCAAGGGAGACGAGAUACAAGGAAUGUCUCGCUCUUUUCUAUUAGCAGGAGCAGCUGCUGUGAUGACAUCAUUAUGGAAGGUCCCCGAUCAAUCUGCAUCCUACUUCAUGCAGUAUUUCUAUCGUUAUCUUCUUGAUGGUCACACCAGUAGUGUAUCACUUCAGAAGUCGAUUCAAAGCAUUCGCUCUAUUCACCAUUUUUCUCAAGUCAUACACUGGGGAGGCUAUCAGCUAACAGGAAGUGAUGUCAGGAUUGUGGUUGAAGUGUCUGAUCAGGAUAAAAUGGUAUUUAAAGCUUUGGGUUGUCCUGGAGGUGUCUCUCCGUUUCCUCGCCUUGAACUACUACAACAGUUGGAGAAUAAUUUGCUUUCAUCUACUGAAAAGAAUGUACAAAUAAUUUAUGGUCCUUGUGGUACUGAUCCUGCUGAAACUGUUAAAGAUUUCAUUGCAAAGCAUCACUCUUCCUAUCAAUUUACCUACUGGUGUAGUGCUUACCACCCUGUUGUCAUGAAUGAUGUGAUUAAGAUCAUGGAAAAGGUUGUUUGUGAUUAUGGUGAUCACCAGUCAUCAAUGUUACUGGUUGUUGAUAGUGCUACUGUUGAUAAUGUUGCUGAUCUCAUUCCUCUAUCUCGUUGUGAAAAUAUUCAAAUAAUAUUAGUGGCUCAAUCGAUUUCAGAUUACAAGGAAAUAGCCAGAGAAGUGGAUAUUAAACUCAAGAUAGGUGUAAGCUCAUUGCCAGCUGUUAAACCUCUCACUGAACUUGAGUGUGCACAAAGGAUAGUGUACUCAUUAGUUAAAAAUGAAGAAAAUGAUAUCCAUUGCUAUAAUACUAAAGAUAUUAAUAGUCUUGCUUCUUUGUGCUCUGGGUCUCCAUCGGUUGUGAAAAUGGCAGAGCAAGUUGCUGCAGCAAACAAAGCAUUGAAAAUAAAUGAGUAUGAAGAAGAUGCAUGCAUGUCUAUUCUGGAUGUAGAGUUAAAAUCUUGCCAUGAUGAUUUAAUAAAAGUGUCUUCAAAGAAAAAAGAUUAUACAUCAUCGUUACAAGUAUCGUUAGUCAUUAAAAAAUUGUCAUUGUCUCAUAAAAAUCGAGCUUUAUUAAAUUGUUUAUCAAUUUUUCAUGGAAUACCAAUUCCAAAAUCCUUCGUAAUUUCGUUGGAAAAUGAAAUAAUGCAAACAUCAUCAUCACCUACCAACUCUCCCCAAACUUCUGACUAUUAUUCUAAUUCCUCCCCUGCUUCUUCUCUUUCCUUAUCCUGUCCCUCUUCAUCAUGCCUUACUGGAUUAAGUUGUAUUGCUGAGCUAAUUAAGUAUCAUUGUGUAGAACUGUAUCCUAGUCCUGUAAUAGUCCAGUCUUCUUCAACUAAGGUAGCUUCGUCCAUUGACACAACAUUAUACACUGUUCCUGAUAUUAUAUCUGAAUCUAUAUGGAGUGACAUGGACACUGCUGAUAAACUUUUUGCCAUUGGUGUGGCAUUUAGAAUGAUGAAAAAGAAAGCUCUGAGUUUAUCUGUUUUUUCUCAUGCGUUAGCAAGUCAAUUGUUUGAAAGAUUUGAAGACAUUGGUAACAGUUUUUCUGAUGCUGACUUAGAUGAUGAUAAUGUAAAGGAAUGCUACAUGAAUUUACUUGCUUUAAAAGAACUUUUUAGUGAUAACUAGUUUUUUAUUUUAUUAUCUACUUGUAUUAUAGCUGCAGUGAGCAUGAAAAUAAUAAUUAUUAUUGUUAUCCAUAGUUUAAUAUUGUUUAAUGUUA
This is a messenger RNA of Amphimedon queenslandica, 6281 nucleotides long. RefSeq lists its product as uncharacterized. The record is from RefSeq and is a predicted model, not a curated record. Bases 185 to 6187 code for a protein of 2000 amino acids. Gene Ontology annotation, molecular function: protein binding. The transcript has 5 exons. Lineage: Eukaryota; Metazoa; Porifera; Demospongiae; Haplosclerida; Niphatidae.